Messenger RNA from Aureobasidium namibiae CBS 147.97, 1518 nucleotides. RefSeq lists its product as uncharacterized. The coding region runs from base 1 to 1518 and encodes 505 amino acids. The transcript has a single exon. Lineage: Eukaryota; Fungi; Ascomycota; Dothideomycetes; Dothideales; Saccotheciaceae. The record is from RefSeq and is a predicted model, not a curated record.
AUGAACCCCUGGCUCCAUCUCACCAGCCUCCUCAGCCUGACUGCUGUGGUCUCUGCAGCCCCUCGUACCAAAACUUGCUACACAAGCCCUCCCACUACAAUCACCAAGAUUGUCACUCAGACAUGUCCUGCUCCCAAGACUGUCUAUCUUGACACCGCUGGAAACACGGUGCCUUCGCCCGCUCCCACCAACCCUGCGAGCUAUGUGACCACUCUUCCAGCUGUCACCAAGGUCACUGAGUUUGUCUAUCCUUCCUCUUUGACUGUCACUGGCGGCGAGACUGUCACGAUUAGCGGCGUCCCAACCGUGAUCACAGCUCCCACUGUUCUUACAAACUGCCCCUGUGCCACCCGCACCACGGUCAUCGCACCUGGACCUGUCAUCACUCUUCCUGCUGCUUUCGCUCCAGGUGCCUCUUCGGGCAACACUGGUGGAGCUGCCGGCGGAAACGUCGGUGGAGCCGUUGGCGGAGGCAAUGCUGGAGGUAAUGCUGGCGGAAACGCUGGCGGAGCUGCGACUACCACUGUGAUCAACACCCAAAUCGUCUAUCCCACCGGGUUCAUUGGAAUCGGCGGCGAGACUCUGACCAUUGGUGGCACUAUCACUGUCGUUCCUGGACCUACCUACAUCUCACAAUGCCCUUGUACUCAAGCAACAGUUGUCACUGUGACUGGACCUACCGUGACCAACACCGUUACCCAACUGAUCCCCAUCCCCACCGUCAUCGGUGGAGCGACCGUCACAAGCACUGCCACUGUCAUUUCUGGAGUUACUGUCACGGCAACAGCCACCCCUACAUCAGGCGCUGGCGUCCCUGCUGCCGGUGUCUUUGGAACCACAGUCGAUGGUGUGACUUUCCUUAUCGAGGAAGAGAUCAACUAUGACGGCACACCUCUUGCUCUGCCUGCCCGUAAGAACAAGCGUCAGUCGACUUCCAUCAAUCUCCAAGUCUGUCUCGAAACUUGCGCCGACAACGAGGCUUGUGCCGGUACCUCGCUCAACACUGAUACCUCAACUUGUCUCUACUUCAGCGCCAUCUUUGCUUCCACCAGACGUCGCGAUGUCACUAUCAUCUUUGCCACUGUCAUCAGCCGCGUUACUCCGACUGGUACCUCGAGCCUGAGCAGCUCGAGCUCGACUUCCGCAAUCACAACUACCUCUGCCACCUCUACCUCGGGUACUUCGACUUCAGGCACCUCUACAUCUGGCACUUCGACUACCGAGAAUGGAGGCACUUCUACCUCUGGUACUUCCACUUCCGCAACCUCAACUUCUGGCACAUCGACCUCUGGCACUGCCACCACAAGCCAGACUGCUGAUCCCUCUUCCGAUCCUGACGUUCCUACUGAGGAGGAACUCGUUGUUCGUGCUGCCGCUCCCAAGCCUGCUGGUUUGACUCUUCGUGAGGCCAACCGCAACAAGGCUGGUCCGGUCGUCCGUCGCGGUGGUGUUCUUCGUCGCUCCAACGCUGAGCCCGCUGCUAAGCAUGCGCCUCGCAAGGUCGUCAUCGAGCUGUAA